This is a messenger RNA of Fusarium vanettenii 77-13-4, 1869 nucleotides long. RefSeq lists its product as uncharacterized. The transcript has 6 exons. The coding region runs from base 1 to 1869 and encodes 622 amino acids. Gene Ontology annotation, molecular function: calcium ion binding; ATP transmembrane transporter activity. NCBI's taxonomy places the organism in Eukaryota, Fungi, Ascomycota, Sordariomycetes, Hypocreales, Nectriaceae. The record is from RefSeq and is a predicted model, not a curated record. Gene Ontology annotation, biological process: transmembrane transport.
AUGAGUGUGUCCAAGCUGGUUAAUGAAGUCGGAGAUGGCUUGAGGGAGUCGCAGAACUCGCGCGAUGCCCGCGUCGAGGAGCUAUGGACGAGCCUCGAGCCCGACAAGACGGGCGAGCUGGAUCUCAAAGGCCUGCAGAAGGGGCUCCGGAGGAUUGAUCAUCCCAUGAAGAACGCCGACGACAUGCUCAAGCGCAUCAUGGAUGAGGUGGACAGGAACCGCGAUGGAAAGAUUCAAUACGAAGAGUUUCGAAAAUUUGUCGAAAAGGCAGAGAGGCAGCUCUUUGCCCUCUUCAGGGCAAUUGACAAGGAUGGAAACGGAAAGCUCGACAAGCUGGAGCUCCAGACGGCCUUUAAGAACGCCGGUCUCACAUUGUCGAACCGCCGCCUCGCCGAGUUUUUCAACGACAUGGAUCUCAACAACGACGGCUACGUCAGUUUCGAUGAAUGGCGAAACUUCCUCCUCUUUAUGCCCCCCCACGAUCACGAUUCUCAGCUCCAUGCCGUCCUCGACUUUUACUACUCAGUGGUCAGCGUGACCCCAGAAGGAGACACACUUGUGAGCGAGGAAACAUUAGAGGGUCUAGGUACGGACGGCUUCCGCUCCCUUUUCUCAACCCUUUUCGGCUCUCUUCUCCGAGUCGCAUUCCCCUUCGACGGUUCAAAACCCCCUGCCGACCGGACGAUAUCUGCCCAACCAGCCGUCCCCUCGAUACUGGAUGACGAACCCCAAGACGCGACCGAGAACAUGGCCACCGCUGCCGCAGUCCCGUACCCCGACUAUGACGACCCGGCUACCGAGACGCCGCCGGAAGUGGCCGAAUCCCUGUCACAGCUCGUCGGCGAUGGCACCCAUGGACACACCACUGGAGUCUCAACAGUACACAAGAAGUAUAGACUAACAGACUUUGUACCUGAUCCAGGCUACUUUGUUGCGGGUGCCAUCGCAGGCGGGGUGUCGCGGACGGCUACUGCACCUCUCGAUCGAUUAAAGGUUUAUCUGCUAGUUAAUACGACUAUUCGCGCCGAGACGGCGGGCGCGGCGCUCAAGCAAGGGCGACCCGUUGCUGCCUUGAAGAAUGCUGCGAAACCAUUCAGCGAUGCUAUCCGGGAACUUGUCAGGUCAGGGGGUGUUCGAAGUCUCUUUGCAGGAAAUGGCCUGAACGUGGUCAAGAUUAUGCCAGAGACUGCCAUCAAGUUUGGCUCAUACGAAGCGGCCAAGCGGGCCCUCGCCAACUUUGAGGGCCAUGGAGAUCCCAAGAAGCUCAGCUCGUGGUCCAAAUUCACCUCGGGCGGUCUUGCUGGCAUGAUUGCGCAGGCCUCUGUAUAUCCACUUGAUACCCUCAAGUUUCGACUACAGUGCGAAACUGUUAAAGACGGUCUUCAGGGUUUGGCCCUGGUUCGGCAGACGGCCAUCAAGAUGUACGCAGAUGGUGGUGUUCGAGCAUGCUACCGAGGCUUGACCAUGGGACUGGUGGGAAUGUUCCCUUAUAGUGCCAUCGACAUGGGCACAUUCGAGCUGCUCAAGAAGUCUUACAAGAACUACUAUGCGAAGCGCGACGGUAUGCACGAAGACGAUGUGAAACCGGGGAAUAUCGCUACCGGAAUCAUCGGUGCAACAUCCGGAGCUUUCGGAGCCAGCGUUGUCUAUCCAUUGAACGUGGUGCGGACACGACUUCAAACCCAAGGAACUGCCAUGCACCCUGCGACGUACACGGGAAUCUGGGAUGUAACCAAGAAGACGAUCCAACGGGAGGGUUACCGAGGUCUCUACAAGGGUCUAACACCCAAUCUACUCAAGGUUGCACCCGCUCUGAGCAUCACCUGGGUGGUGUACGAGAAUUCGAAGAGAAUGCUCGGCUUGAGUUGA